UAAAGAAGGAGAGUGCCGGCAAAAGUGUCACAAAAAUCAAGCGUUGCAUCGCGAAGAAAAUUAUGACACCAUAUUUAUUUGAGGUUUUAAGUAAAAAGGCGUUAUUAAUCAAUCAGUAUAUAUAUCUAAACUUUAUAUGAAUAUAGUGUGCAUAUUGAAAUUUUGUUUUUAAAAAAGAAUUAUGCCAAGCAAUUAACUUGUACCAGAAUAAAGAAAGAAAAAAAAAAGAUAAAGUAAUCUUUUAAGUUGUAACAUUUAAUUAACAGUAAUGCAUAGAGAUUCAAAUAAGAAGCCAGGUGUUGAAAGAAGUCCACCACGCCGUCGAAGAAGUCCUGCAAACCGUGAAAGUUUUUAUUGCUCGUACUGUAAAUGUCAGCUUUUAACUAAACAUCUGUUAGAAGAACACAAUCGCUCACCAGUUCAUAAGCAGAAGAAGAUUCUUAUUGAAAAAGCAAUCAGUGAUGGUCUUCAGUUUUGCUACAGUUGUGAAAAAAUAUUUCCAAGUAAGAUUGAGUUAGAUGCACAUUGUCUGAUGUCCAGACAUCAACCUUUGUAUAGAGUUGAAGAAAUGCACGAAUUUCGCAAGCGCAAGGAAGAAGAUAAUGUUGAAACAGUAUUGCCAUAUCCCUCCAAUGAAGCAGAGAAACGCAGAAUGAAAGAGAGUAAGGAGCGAAAAGAUAUUGUUUCAAAGCUUAAUAAAAUGAAAGAAAAUGACCCAGAUCAAGUGGAGAUAGAUUUAAGUUUUCAGGCUAGAAACGCAGUUUACUGUAAAGUUUGCAAUGUUGACUGUAUGAAUGCUUCUAACUUCAAAAUUCACAUUGAUAGUUGGCGACAUCGCGCUGAAAUGGAAAAAAGAGAUUUAGUUGAUAAUAAAAUAAAAGAAACCUCUAAUGUCAAAGAAACUGAGAUAAAACAACAAAAAGGAAAUGUCCCCACUAAUUUAAUCAGUGUUAUGCAGUACUUCUGUGAAGUAUGUAGUGCACCUUGUACAAGUGAGGAGAACUAUUUGAGUCACUGCAGAGGAAAAAAACAUUUAAGGAAGAUUUCCAGCAUGCAAAGACCUUACAAGUGUUAUACAUGUCAUGAAGAUUUUAAUGCUGAGAAACCUUAUAGCAUACAUCUAGAAAGUCGCUCACAUAUGGAAAAAGCUUUCAAAAACCGUAACAAAGAUGCAUUGAAAACAAAUGUUAGUAGUGAAGAAUGGAUAGAAAAACGAGACAAGGGAAUUGAAAGUGAGCAAAAAAAAGAUCAUCAAAGGCGUACUUACAAAGAUGAUAGAAGAAAAUCAAUUGAAAGACAUACAGAUGAAAGGAUGAUGUCAAAAGAUGAAAGACGUGAUAAAGUUGAGAAAUCAAGUUAUAGUACCUCUAGAAAAAUUGAAAUUAGUUCCAGUGCUUCACAAGAAAAUAUUGUUGACCUACGAGAAAAAUUAAAAGGGAAAAGUCCUCUUGUAGCUCAACCUUUAAAAGUUGAUGUUCCUCCUAGUAACAAUGUUAUCAUUGCUGAUCAUAUUGAUAUGAAUAAGCGUGCCAUUGAAAAAGAACUUGAAGCUAAGUUUAAAAAGUUAUCUCAGGAGUAUGAAAAUAAUCUAGCUGCUUUAAGAGUUAGAUUAACAAUGGAGCGUGAGGAAGAUAUUGCAACCUACCAACGUUUAGAAAAUACUUACAAGCGUUUAUGUGAAGAUGAGGACUUUAUUAGAGAAGAUUUGCGAGUCAUGCAAGACAGUGAUCCAAGAAAAGAAGAUUACAUACGUGACAUGAUACGUAUUCAAGAUGACAUGCGUGAAGUAAGGCAGCAACUUGAAUUCCGUGAAAUGAUGAUCAUCAAGAGAGAAAGUCUGUUUCGAUCAAAAUUCCCUAAUGCUGAUAAUAAAGUAAUUUUAAAUAAAAAUGAUAACGACUCAUUGAUGUACCAACAAGUUAAUAACUAUGCAGAAGAUGUGCAGCUUACAAAAUCAAAUACAAAUAUCAACCCUAUUUUAUCUGGGCCGUCUAAGGAGAGCGAUGACCUUCGUUUAGAACUUGAGAGAGAAAGGUUACUUAAACGUCUUGGCCCAGAGUUAGAAGCAAUUGAUCCCCUUAUUCGGGAAAAACUACUCUCGGUAAUUUUAAACAAAGAUGUAUCACAAAUUGAUAAACCAUCAGUAACACAAAGUAGUAUGAAAAGCACAAUGAAAGAUGAUAAAAUUUCUUUAACUGAAAGAGAAAAGCAGUUAGAGAGUGAACUAGAAAAACUUCGAACAAAGACUGCACCAGUUGUAACUGAAAGAAAAAGAAUAACAAAAAGUCUUGUGCCAUAUGAGGAUGAGGAUGAAAAAGCUGUAAAAAAGCCUAAUAGAGAUCGUUCAAGUUCUAAUUCACGUAAUAGUAGUGAUAGUGAAGACUCGAAGCAUGCAAAGAAACGUCAUAGAAAAAGAUCUCCUAUGUCAAGAAACCGUGGGAGAACAAAGCGAAGUCGAAGUGCUGACUCUGAAGAAAUGAGGAAAAAACGUAAAAGGAGCAGAAGUAGAGAUCGUAAAAGAAAAUCUUCUGGUAGAAAAAAUGAUGAUCGAAAAAGAUCAUCUGAUAAAAGGAAAGUAGAAAAAAAACCAAUUAAAAUGAAACUUCAAGCUAGGCAAACUCAAAAUAUGAUUAAAUCAGCUAAUCCGCUUCCUGAUGAUAGUAAUAGUGAAGAUGAAAAAACUAAUAAUAUCCAGAGUCAGCCAACUUCCACUAUCCCUGUCAUUGGUUCUAAAAACAUCCCAUUGCAUCAAGUGCUACAACCACCUUAUGGAGGUAAUGUCCCUAUUAUUCAUAAUAUACAACAAGUAGGUAUGCAUAAUCCACAACAAACACCGAGUAUGCUUAAUUCUCAACAAAUGGCAAGUAUGCGUAAUCCGCAUGAGCAACAAGUAAGCAUUAGACCAAAUCAAGUACCUUCUCAACCACGAAGAGAGCAGUUUUCAUUGUGGAAUCGUGCUGCUGCACCAUCAAAGCAAUCUAUAGAUUCACCUAAAGAAGAUGUUUGGGAUAUAGCAUUUUCUGGUAACCAAUUAAAAGAAAAGGAAAUGAAUGAAAUUAGCAAUAUUUUCAGUGCCAAUACAGAAAUACCAAGACAAUUACCAACUGAGAUUUUAGAUAUUUUACGUAAUGUUGCUCCAAUGUUAAAAAAUAUGUCUUCUCCUAAUACUCAACCUGAACAGUCUGGACAUAAAUUACGACAAAAAGUAGAACCACAGCAAAGUAAAACCCAAAAACAUACUCAAGAACAAGAAGAGUCCUUUGCAAAUAAAACUUUACAGACCAUGGUUUCUCAAGAAUCUGUUACAAGUGCUGGUGGUAAAGUACGCAGCAUCUUGAAAAAGAUAAAAGAUCCUGUUCCUGCUAUGUCAGGAGAAAGACGUGAAGAGGAAACUAAAACAGUUCCUACUCUAAUACCUGGAUUAGAGUUAUCUGGAACUGAUAUUAAACGUGAUGUUAUAAAAGUAGACUCCCAACCAAGAGGUUUUGCAAAUGAACUGCAUUCUCAAGAUGUAAAUGAAGAUUCAGCUUACUUGCACGAAAACUAUUCAAAUAUUUCACGAAACCAAAGAGAUCUUGGAAUCAACUCUCGAGAUAAUCGAGAUAAUAAUAAAUAUCGUUCACAGGCUUAUUCUUCUAGCAUGAAUAUAAAUGAUAAUGUUGAAAGAUAUAACUCUGCUCCAAAUUUUCGAAAGAAUGAAAUGGAUAUAAUUGACCCAUCAUCUGGAGGUUUACAUAUGCCUAGUGGGCGUCAUUUGGACUCAUAUCCAUUACAUGAAGAAUCAAAACGUGGUAAUAAUGAGUAUGAGCCUCAUUAUGGAGAAUCUAGAGAUCCAUACCUUGGUGUUAAUCCUAUACCGCAAUCUAAGUCCGCAAAUAUUCUUGAAAAUAAAAGGCUAGAUAACUUUCAAAGAGAUAAUUAUUCAAGAUACCCAGACAAUUUUACUCCACCACAUCAAGAUCGUUGGGUUCCUUCUAGAGAAGUAUCUUGGAUAAGAGAUAAUUUACGGCAACCUCCUGUUGAUAACUUCUUAAUAUCUGGAAGAGAUGAUCCUAGAAAUCUUGCACCUAGAAUUGAGCCUAAAUGGAUUCCAAGAGAUGAUCAAAGACUGCUUCCUCCUAUAGAGGAUAAUAGAAACAUUCCACAUGGUUAUGAAGAACCGCUAAAAGAUUACUACCCCCAAGAACGGUUACCUCAUUUAGAUGAUAGAUUGCCUAUUCGUCGUGAUGGAGAAAGUGAAGAUCAGUUUUAUGAGCGUUUUGAGCGUUUUUAUGCAAUGAAGAGAGAGAGCGAACGUGAUGGGGUAAAAUUUCCUCCCCCACCACCUGGUCCUGUCAUUCAUGAUCCAAGGAAUCUUCCUGAUCCACGUGCAAUGGCACGAGAUGAUUUUUUCAGGCGAAGGGAACAAAACAUUCAUCCUGAAGAUAGAUACCUUCAUUCUGCACCCCCUGCUUUUGUUGAUAGAGUUGAUGACUCAAGAAGAGGAAGACCUUUUGCAGAUUACGAUGAUGUCAAGGCUCCAUUAAAAGAUGAACGUCAGCCAAUAGAUGGCGAUCGAAGAAUUCCCCCAAAGGAAUUCAACCAGUACGACAAUAGACGACCUUUGAACAAAGAGCUAGAUUCAUUUCCAGCUUCUCAACGUGUUAUGGAUAAUCAAAGACCAGCAGAAGAAGUUCCAGUAAAGUUGCCGCAUGAACUAAGAAAUGAAGGAGAUAGAAGAAAUCAUGGUGCUGAUCCAGUUCGUGUUCCUCCAAAUAAUCAUAACAAUCAAAGGGGUCCGCCUGUUGAUCCUUAUGCUCCAAAGCAAGCUCCUCCACCAAGGCGUCCUUUUAAUAAACCAAAUUACUAAUAAACAAGAUAACUGCUUUUUUAAUUAAGUUUUAGUGUUAUCAAACUCCGAUUGAUAUUUAUCAUAUCAUAAAGUUUGCUGUCCAUAAUAUAUCAUACUUUUGUUUGCUAGUUUGUUCAGAAUGGGUGGAAUACUUAAAUGAGCUCUUUACACUUGCAGUCAUUACUUGUUUUCAAAAAAUAAAGAAAUGCUAAUUACAUUUUCAGUUCAUUAAAAAAUAUAUUUGAUGAUUGUUA
Hydra vulgaris (swiftwater hydra) is the source of this 5085-nucleotide messenger RNA. RefSeq lists its product as uncharacterized. The record is from RefSeq and is a predicted model, not a curated record. Gene Ontology annotation, molecular function: zinc ion binding; nucleic acid binding. NCBI's taxonomy places the organism in Eukaryota, Metazoa, Cnidaria, Hydrozoa, Anthoathecata, Hydridae. Gene Ontology annotation, cellular component: nucleus.